AUGUCUCGUACUGACAACGUCGGCGUUUCCAGAACCCUGAACGCUGCACCGGUUGGAGCACCCAACGCUGCUAUACCAUCAAUGCCUUUCGGUAACUUACUCCUUGUGGGGAGCUGCACUCUGCUCUUUUUAUGCCAACAAGCGUUGCAAAUACCGCUAUCAGCAGUAUGCAUCGAUCCGGAGCUGCAGAUUUCCAGCAAUACGUACCGCUUAUUCACCGCUCCUUUUUUUCAUGUGAACCUUGUUCACAUCUUUGCGAAUAUGAUUGUGCUGCUGGACAUUGGGCCUCCGCUUGAACGCCGCCUUGGCUCCUUUCUCUUCCUAUUCAUUGUUUUUCUCAUGAUUUGCGUCUCUGGUGUUUUUAGAGCGAUUUUGGCGAUGUCUGUUCGGGUCGCCUUGACACCCUUCGAAAUGUCGACUAGAGCGCCCCUGCUGCCGCUCCUUUCGUACAUCCGUCGGCAGACGCACGCCUGUGCGGUGGGAUUUUCGGGCGUGCUUUUCGCUUUCUUGGUGAUCCACGUCCACCAGUUCGUCGCGACGGAUAUCCUAUGGAUACUGGGAGUCGUUCCAUGUCCGUCACGCUUCUAUCCUCUGGCAUUGUUGGUACUACUUCAACUCAUGGUUCCAGCUGUGGACCUUUGUGGUCAUCUAGCAGGUAUGCUGGUUGGUUACACUUACGUUCGAGGCUGGCUAUGGCCGCUGCUUGUUCAACUCAUACCGGGGGGGUUUAUACGGAACCUUGAUGAAAUACUUGGCUCCCGGAUAACAGUCUGGGCAGCAAAGCCUUCCGAUGAGGAAGGCAAUAUAAUGCGGAGCAAUAGGUUCCAUCCGAGCACAACGGCAACCUCAUUCUCAUCUAUGUUCGAAAAUGGUGCAAGAUUCUUCGAGUCGCUUCUCCGAAGAGUAUUGCCGUCAAGGCGAUCGAGCCAAACGCGGAUGCAGAACAAUCUUGACGAGUCAGUUGAAAGCGGCAUUGCAGCAGAGGUUAACACGGACCGUAACCAAGACGUUAUUCUUUAUGCUGAUACGCAUGAAACGGAAACGCAAGCUCCAGUCGAGCAGCUCGUUCGAGCAGGGUACCAGCCGAAUGAUGCGUUCGAAGCGCUCGCGGAGGUACAAGGGGACGUAGUGGCGGCUAGGCUGAUCAUCGACACUCGGCUUACCGCACAGCUGGUCGAAAUCGGGUUUGAUUCGACAGAUAUUGAGCAUGCGCUGCACUCAGGCUGCCCCAAAACCAUCACUGCAAUCGUUGAAUGGAUUAGUUCAUUAGAGCAUUGA
Molecule: messenger RNA, 1278 nt
Organism: Cyanidioschyzon merolae strain 10D
Lineage: Eukaryota; Rhodophyta; Bangiophyceae; Cyanidiales; Cyanidiaceae
Exons: 1
Coding region: 1-1278 (425 amino acids)
Cellular component (GO): membrane
Molecular function (GO): serine-type endopeptidase activity
Source: RefSeq, a predicted model, not a curated record